AUUAUUGAUCAGAAGUGGCGGGAAGAUAAACUACCCAAAGAGGACAUUGCUGUUCCCCAACACGAACUUCCAGAAUUGGAGCCAGAUAACGGACCAACAACAGAAACACUGAAAGAACAGGAACAAAAGUGGUCAGAUCUUGCACUGAACCAACUGAACGAAGCUCAACAGCCAGCCUCUUCAUAGCACAUAAAAUCACUGAAUAUUUCAUAUGUUAAUAUUAUCACAAAAUUAUCACUAUGUUUGGACAAGUAGUCAUUGGUCCACCUGGAAGUGGCAAGACUACAUACUGCACAGGGAUGUAUGAUUUCUUGAGUAAACUUGGACGUAAAGUUGCGAUUAUUAACCUCGACCCAGCCAAUGAUAGCCUUCCAUAUAAAUGUUCCAUAGAUAUUUCUGACCUUGUGACACUCACUGAUGUCAUGGAUAGUUUACACCUAGGCCCAAAUGGAGGACUUAUCUAUUGUAUUGAGUACUUAGAGAAGAACAUGGACUGGCUUAAACUCCAGCUGGAUCAAUUUAAAGACUGUUACCUGCUCUUUGAUUGUCCUGGACAGGUAGAGCUGUAUACACAUCAUAACUCUGUGAAGAAUAUCUUUCAACAGCUGACUAAGUGGGAUUUUAGGUUGUGCUCAGUGCAUCUUGUAGAUUCCCACUACUGCAGUGAGCCAGGAAAGUUUAUCUCAGUACUGCUGACAUCUUUGAAUACCAUGCUCCAAAUUGAGCUUCCUCAUGUUAAUGUACUCUCCAAAGCAGAUCUCAUUGAAAACUAUGGCAAGCUGGCAUUCAACCUUGAUUUCUAUACCGAAGUCCUAGAUUUAGAUUUUCUCCUUGAACAUUUACAGAAAGACCCAUUCUUUGCCAAAUAUGCCAAAUUGAAUGAAGCCAUAGUUGGAUUGGUACAGGAUUAUAGUCUUGUUACGUUUGUAGCUAUGAAUAUACAGGAUAAAGAAACACUUCUUCGGGUGAUGCAGUGCGUAGAUAAAGCUAAUGGUUAUGUAUUUGGCGAUCUUGAAGAACGCAACAUUCACUCAUUACUUAGUUGUGCAGUUGGUGCUGAAUUUGAAUAUGAGAAAAUACAAGACAUCCAGGAGAAAUACAUGAAAGAUGGUACUGAAAAUUAAAUUCUGUUGAAAACCUCACCAUAUGACAAAAGUUGAACAAUGUUAGAAAAUGGACAUAGUGAUGUAGCUGGCGUAAUACAAUGAGAGACAGGGAAAUUAAAUAAGUGGCCCAAUGCAAAACUGAAGCCAAAGAGGAUAUCAUACUUAUAUGGGACAGAGUUUUUACAAUUUUAUAUAAAGAAAGUCAUACUUUUAUGCCUCAUAAUCAGAUAUUAGCUACACCAAAACAGAAGGAGACAUACUAGAGUUAUUCCAUCACUUUCAGGAUCAUGUAACAGUAUAAGACUAAAGAAAAUACCUGUUUUCUGUUGCCUCUAAAAGACCAAGUCACUGUUUCAUAUGACCCAUUUCUCUAAUGCAUGGAUAAUUUGAUUCUUGAAUCUUGAUCAUCUCAAUUUUUACUGUACAGUUAUUGAUGUUUUUCUUUGAUGUAUUACUAUACAUUGUAAUGAUAAAUCUAUAUAGAAAUAUAGUAAAAUAAAUGAGAAAUAAAAUACAAAUAAAUGAUGCUUUUAUAAUCUG
Molecule: messenger RNA, 1646 nt
Organism: Owenia fusiformis
Lineage: Eukaryota; Metazoa; Annelida; Polychaeta; Sabellida; Oweniidae
Source: the annotation of a GenBank genome assembly